AUGAGGACUUCUUUGCAUUUCGCCGGCCCCGAAGCCUCCUUCUCUCACCAAGCAGCCAUCGAAGUCUUCUCUCCGUCAACAAACACACUGCACCCACUCCCCUCCUUCUCAGCAAUCUUUUCCGCCAUACAGAUCUCCACACAUGACUUCGCAGUCAUACCCAUAGAAAACAGCACCAACGGCUCCGUCGUGCAAGUCCUCGACCUUCUCUCCCAGUGCGGCCUCGACUCGUCAGCCCAGUUCCCGGACAUCGAAGUCGUAGCAGAAUACUACCUCCCCGUCCACCACUGUCUGUUUGUCGCCCAAAACUCCGACUCCUCAAGUAAAGAGAUACGCACAAUCUAUACCCACCCACAAGUUUGGGGCCAAUGUAACAGAUACCUGUCCGCGCACUUCCCGCCCAACCAGGUCGAGCGCAUCGACGUAGGCAGUACGUCGGCCGCAGCACAGCUAGUCUCGCGGGAGACGAAUGGCAGCAAUGCAGCAAUCGCAUCAAAGCUCGCAGGCCAAAGGCACAACCUGGUAUGUCUGGCCGAAAACAUCGAGGACGAGCCUGGGUCGAAUACCACGAGAUUCUUCGUUGUGCGGAACCGCAACAGCAAGCACCCCCGGACAACAGGCCUAGAACAAUAUCUCUCCUCCAGAACAGGACAGAACCAGAGAUAUAAGUCGCUUAUAACAUUUACGAUCCCUCAUACCAAGCCAGGUGCAUUAGCUGAUGCACUGGCUGUGUUCAAGCAAUAUCACUUUAACCUGACGAGUAUCGAUACCAGGCCUAGUCGGAAGCGGAACUGGCAAUACGUCUUCUUCGUCGAAUGCGAGGAGGCGGACAAUGGGGCCACUAGAGGUAUACAUGCAGAGGAGGGGAACCUCCAGAGACUGUUGGCAGAUCUGCAACGGUUCACAGAGAGCCUGCAACAUCUUGGAAGAUUUCAGGAUCAGUUACAGAGAGAAGACGGAAUACAAAGCAAAACCUGA
This is a messenger RNA of Exophiala viscosa, 978 nucleotides long. RefSeq names its product chorismate mutase/prephenate dehydratase. The transcript has 2 exons. Gene Ontology annotation, biological process: L-phenylalanine biosynthetic process. Gene Ontology annotation, cellular component: cytoplasm. The record is from RefSeq and is a predicted model, not a curated record. Lineage: Eukaryota; Fungi; Ascomycota; Eurotiomycetes; Chaetothyriales; Herpotrichiellaceae. Gene Ontology annotation, molecular function: prephenate dehydratase activity; chorismate mutase activity. The coding region runs from base 1 to 978 and encodes 325 amino acids.